GGCCGCUCUCGCUUCCUUGCAGCCUGAGGCCGAGUGAAGAGGAUCGGGGCAGUGGGGGGAGGAACUGGAAGAAACAGCCCCGCCGCUCUCCCUCUCCCCCACCCUCCGGUCGGCCACGAUACCACAGCCCGGGAGGGUAGGGGGACAGGAAAGGCUCCUCUACCGGCCGGCAGGGCCGCGCUUCGACUCGACUCGACUGAGGUUUGGGCACAGCGAAGGCGGCGGCGGUGGCGGAAGGUUGAACAUUUGUUGCGCUUCAGACCGAAGAGAUCAAAUUCCAUCAGGCAAUAAUCAUGCCGCCUAAGUUUAAGCGACAUUUAAAUGAUGACGACGUGACAGGUUCCAUAAGAAGUGAAAGGCGGAACCUGUUGGAAGAUGAUUCUGAUGAAGAGGAAGAUUUUUUCCUAAGAGGACCUACUGCACCAAAAUUUGGACCGAAGAAUGACAAGAUCCAACAUGUCCAGAAUCAAGUAGAUGAAGUUAUUGAUGUGAUGCAGGAGAACAUCACUCGAGUGAUUGAACGAGGGGAACGACUUGAUGAGCUACAAGACAAAUCUGAAAGUUUAUCCGACAAUGCCACAGUUUUCAGCAACAGAGCAAAGCAGUUACGGCGUCAGAUGUGGUGGCGAGAGUGUAAGAUGAAGGUCAUCAUAUCAGUGGUCGUUGUAAUUGUCUUGUUAGUCAUCAUCAUACCUGUAAUUUUGAAGAAUCGUUCCUGAUGACAAGUCAUGUCCAGCAUCAACGCAGGAAAGUUACUGCCUCAGCCUCUAGAAACUACUGGAGAUAUGUACAAAAAUCUCAGUUAUUGUAAAUAGGAAGUAUGUUUCUGUCUUUCACAGAAGAAAACUAUUUAUGGGCACUCAUUGCAAUGAGUACCCUUCUGGAAUAGGGGACCAAUACAAUAUUUGGCUGCUGUCUACAGGAAGAUAGUCUAUUUCCUUUUUAGGUGUAUUGCAUAAUUGCCAUGAAAUUUUUUUUUGCCCUUCACUAUUACUGGUAGACCAAAUGCACUUUCAACAACUUUUACCCCUAGUUUUCUCUCAUGGAUAAUGGUUCAUAUUUGGAGUAUGGUUCCACAAAUACAGACCCUCUCCCUGAGGCCCUUGCUCAAGUCUUUGUGUGUGAGUCGAAUCAGUGGGUAAAUAUUGUCACCUCACAACAAAGCCAAAUCCUGAGCACAUACGUGGUUCUUCCAGCAGGAUCGCUGGAGAAGGGUCAUGAGUGUGAAUCCUGGUUAGUUUUUUUUUCCCUCCCCAUAGCCCAGUGGGUACUGAGGCCAAUUGUUGUACCCAAUCUUCCAUUCUGGCUAAUCUAAUAUCAUCCUGGAUUGAACCUGAGACCUUCCCUGACUUGGGUGGUUCCGUACUAAACCAGGUGGUACAAUAAUCCACUAAGCCAUUAGAGAAGCAGUUAAAGUAUAUGGUGAACUAAAAGAGGAUUGAGUGGAUUCUACACUGAAACUAGGGUCAGUGGUUUUUCAAACAGUUCCCCAUUUCUGAGCAGAAUCUAUUUGGUCAUAGACUAUAUUAAGAGAUUUUAUGGGCUGGUCUACAAUAAAUUAUAUGCAACCAUUUUCUGACUGUGUCAAACUGUUGUGUUUUACUUUGUGUGCUCUUUUACUCUGGAUAUUAUUUAAACCCUUCUUUAUACUCAAAAAUGUUGCAAUUCAUUUUUUUUUUUAAAAAAAACACAAUGCCUGACAGAUCCGUCAGAUUGUCACUUGCACAGUGUUUGGUGACUAGCUUCACUUGUACCCCAGUUUGGUGGGGCAUGUUUUCUUUUUUGCUUUUGCCAUCAUUGAGCGAAAUUAUCUGUAACAAGCAUUCUCUCUCAGUCCUUGCCACAGAUCAGUGUGACUACAUCUGUUCAGUUAACUCUUUUCAAGAUCGUAAAACCUAGCAUUAUGAAAAUGCACUGACAAUUUGCUGUGCUGCUUUUCAAUUUCUAAUGCUAGAAAAUAGCUGACUCAAUUUUGACAUUGGUGUUGGUGAGCUAAACCAACUGAAUGCACCUAAGGACAGCUCUGCUUUCCCCUGGCUCAGGAGGGCCUAACCGUGACUGAGAAAUCCUCCAGAUAUCGUGCUGCUGGGUGCAGUGCAUUGGGAUGUAAAGUGGAGUAGCACAGCCAAUUACAUGCCCAUUUAGGCUGAAAUGACUUCAACUCUUCAUUAUUUCUUGGCUCAGCAGCCAUUUUUUUUUAAAAGUGUCAGCUUAACAAUUUGAAGUUCAGGAAAAUCUUCCUAAGUUAGGCCUGCACAGGAAAACUAUAUCAGUGUUGCAUCUAUUGCAGCCUGUCGCACACCCUUGUGAGAGAUGCUGAAUUCUUUUUUAAAAGUGUUAGAAAACCAGUCAUUGAUCCGGAGCCUGAAAUUUACAUGAAAUUACAACAGUGUACGAAUUUAUCUCGGCGAAUUAUAAAUAGGUGCAUUACCUUGUUGGCUGUUUACAGAAAUGGCCUUAACGGUGCAGGUAGAAUAGCAAAUAAAUAACAAAAACGUUCCAGACCCUAGACCAGCCAUAUGAUGACUGAUGACAUAAAAUUUGCCGGUAUCAAACUUUUCAUGAUUUCAACAAAUUUUCUUUUUAAAUAACUCAGGCUUAAAUGGAGUUUCCUACAUUUGAUUAUAAUGCCUGUUAGUCAGACUUUUAAAACAGAUGAAUCAGCAGUCCAGAGUAUUCUUUGCUACCUUAAUUUCCAAGUUGAACCAAUUACAGGUUGAGGCAUUGCAGGGCCUUCAAAUGUAGGUCAAAAGAAGUGUGAAAGUUGGAAGAACAGAGGAAGUUUGUAACCAAGAAAAUCAAGUAUUCUGGAAAGUAGCCAAGUAAAAUACAAGAUUGUGAAACAGUAUUGAAUGCUUAUAAAUGUAAUUUGUGAAUGAGAGGUUUGUUUGUGUGCUAAAACAGAAUCCAAAAAGAAUACAGUUCACAGUUUGAGAAAAUGGUUCUGUAUUUUGUUUCAAGGGUACUGUUAACAAUUUUUACCCGUUAGGCAUGUUGAGUAGAAAGUGGUAGUCACUAAUGUCAAGGACCAUUGGAAGGAAAUCAGAACUGCAGUUACUUAAACUUAUUGUCAUUUAAGAUGUGAGAUUGUAGCGUGAUUAUUGUAUACUACAAAAUAACAUAGCGGUGUGUGUUGAGUAUAAAAUGGAAUUCCAUACGUAGGGCAGAAAUUUGCAGCGCCUCCCGCUGGUGAGAUUUUCCAGUCCCGCCAAAGUCAAUGGCCUUUUGAACUUCUCACCGCCUUUCACGGCUCUUUCCCUGUCUCAGCGGGGCCGUAUAAUUCUGUCCAUAAUGAUCGAUCAAGCAAAUAAUUGCUUGAGUUCCCCAGAGCAGUCGUGAAAUCCUCCCUGUCCCCAUUCAUUUUGGAUUAAAGACCAAGCUCGGUGAUGACAAUUGGGAGUUGUGGAAAAGAUGUUUCUUUUAAAAAGAAAUAUGUUCUCCAUUUUAAUUUUGUAAGUUGUAUUUGCUUAGAAGCAUUUUGGUGUUAAUCUGCAAACAUGAUACUUAACGUAAGUGAGGCAAUUGCAUGGCAAUUUCAGACAUAAUGAAGCCAUGCUUCCCACAAAAUGUUAUUUCAAGACUGCACUUUGAUUGCUCCUUGCGAGGCAAGAGCCUCCCGAUUUACAGCAGUGGUUGCUAAUAGCAGUGUUGAUGAAUCUCUUUUUGAACCCAAUUUUAAUCCUUUACUGAUCCACCUCUUGAGAAAUGUGCCUGAUUUUUGUUGAUAGUUUUCAUAGAGAUCCACGAAGGAUACGGCCAGUUCAGCGUUAUACCUUGUGAUAACUGAAUCCUGACUGAACUAAUGGUCAGCACUGAAGAGUGGUCAGUACAACCAGCUUGGACUGAUCACAAGUGCUGAAAAAUUAUAGCGCUCAAUGUAACUGAAUUUAACAGCAUCCAUUUCGACUGAUGAUAGAGUAGGCAUCAAGAAUGAUCAGAUGAUGUCCCUUCAUAUGAAUAGGAGCAUCCAGAUAAGUGAAAAUACUAAAUCUACAAUGUCAUCCUCUUUAGUGUAGAAACGUUUUUAUUUGUCUGGGAUGCACAUUUGAUCCAUGACACCUGUAAAGCAUACUGGCAUACAAAAGAUUCUUUACUUACAAUAUGGUUUAAAGCAGACUUGAGUAAAGAGCAUGCCCUGUACAUUAGUUAUACCUGUGACAAAUGAUAAGCUGAUAACUCUGGCCUCAAAUCAUUAAUGUGUAUAUUUUAAAAUUUGAGAGAGAGACUAGGGGUUAUUGAACUGCUAAAAUAUGCAAAAUAAUAGACUUUUUCUUUAAAAGAAUAUUGCCCUUUUGUAAUUUUACAUUUUCAUUGAGUACGCAUUAAAAAUGCAUUUCUGCUUCAUGCUGUAAAGUUAGCAAAAAUUUAUUGUAUUAAACUUUGUAUAAAGCCUUUAUGGAAUAUUUAAUAAAGAAGGAGAAACAGCA
This is a messenger RNA of Carcharodon carcharias (great white shark), 4427 nucleotides long. RefSeq names its product vesicle-associated membrane protein 4 (gene vamp4). The record is from RefSeq and is a predicted model, not a curated record. Gene Ontology annotation, biological process: Golgi ribbon formation; vesicle-mediated transport. The transcript is spliced from 8 exons. Lineage: Eukaryota; Metazoa; Chordata; Chondrichthyes; Lamniformes; Lamnidae. Bases 294 to 719 code for a protein of 141 amino acids. Gene Ontology annotation, cellular component: membrane.